CGGGAUUCCUUUUUUCCUUCCUAAAUACAAGGAACUCUUGAUCAACGCUGUUUCACAAUCAAAUAACCUCGUCACUUCCACAAUGUAGAAAAAGAGUCGCGGAGGUUCCGUCGACAACCGGGCCCUUCCUUAUACUGUACUUUCCACCCUCCUUCUGUCGUCGCUCUCGCUCGGUCGUCAGGAGCUCUCGCGCUUACAAUUCUUGUCCACUCCGUCAUACAUACAGCAAAAGCGUAGCCAGCCCUAGCAUCGCCGGUGGCAACGAUUGUUCAGUGCGACGACAGCUGCAAUCCACUCGAAGUAACUUUCUCUGGAGAACUGGUCUUGUUCAACACCACACAACAUAGCGCAAACACCAACUAUGCUACCACCAGGACCGACGAGGCAGAUGCUCGCUACAGCUACAGCGACAGCCCUACUCUUCCUCUCAACACCGGCAUUCACUAAGCCUCUCGGCUACCCCAUCGAAGAUCUGACAGUCCUCUCGACGAAUCCACCAGCGCAUGUCUUCGUCAACGGAUCCGGCGUUCCGACCUUGGUUUCCUUCCGGUCCACUGAUGCAGAAACUCCGAGCGACAUCCUACCCAUUACCACCAAUUCAAAGUUCCUGUCGGUCAUGUCCAGCUUUCUGCCUGAGGACAGCGCAUCAUUUCACGGUGUAGCGUCACAGAGCGGCACCAACGUCAUUCUGGCCGACACGAGGUACAAUGUGCUCUAUAAGGCGGAUGUCGCUACGGGACAGACGAGGCUCCUGUUUGAUCCGACACUGUUGCAUCAAUUUGCAACGAACAAAAGCACCACCGGCGCUCCAAAGACCUCUGCUACAGCGGACAACACCGGUCUGACACGCGGGGCGGCCACAUCCGAGGCGCCACCACCCAACAUGCCCUUGAGCGGCAUCGUCCGCGUCGACAAAGACACCAACGACGUCCUCUUCGUCGGCCUCAAAAACCAAAUCUUCCGCGUCCCCGCCACCCGCCCUAACCUCACCGACCAAGGCGACAUCAUCGAAAUGAUCUCCUCCGGGUUCGGCCGCUGGCAGGUCGCCGACAUUUGCCAAAGCGACCGCCGCAUCGUCGUCUCCCUCUUCCGCCCUGGAACAGGGCCCUCGCCAAAGACCGUCCCCAUCACCGGCCCGCACGCCAACGGCACCGCCGCACCACGCCCGGGAUCCAUCUCCGUCGUCGCGAGUUGGACCGUGUAUACCGACCGCGCCACGACCCUGUCCAGCGAACGGCCCCGUGUCCUGCGACGGAGGAUAAUCGGCGCUGCCAUCGCGCGACCGCUCACGGGGAUGAAAUUCGAUUGUGCGGGGGAUAUGGUCUUUAUCGUCGACGACGGGCGCAUGACCGUGCACAGACCGGGCACGCCGAACCCCGUCGUUCCGGGAGAGAUUCCAAUGGAUGUGUUGGAUCCCACCACGGUUGUUGUGAGACCGGGGCUGAGCGUCGUGGUGACGGGGACGUGCGAUGGACGGCCCUGUUAUGAUGAGAAGCCGUGGGCGGAGGUCAUGGCGAAUGCUGAUCCGACCGUGGUCAACGCUCCGGAUAAUUAAUGGCCUAUUACCGCACACAAGUUGAGGGGUCUUUCAGGAAGUGUGGACCCCUGUGUAAAUAGAAUCGUGUACAUAGACGUUGCAGGACAUGACAUGCCUGUCCCCAACCCAUCAGCUUGUAAGAUUUAUUUGCAUUAUUACUUUACAUUCAUGCAUACAUUCAUGAAAGAACCCCGGCGCUUUCCCAUCAACAGCGAGCCGUCAACCAAAACGGAAUCUG
Molecule: messenger RNA, 1775 nt
Organism: Fimicolochytrium jonesii
Lineage: Eukaryota; Fungi; Chytridiomycota; Chytridiomycetes; Spizellomycetales; Powellomycetaceae
Exons: 1
Coding region: 362-1555 (397 amino acids)
Source: RefSeq, a predicted model, not a curated record